CCCGCCGCCGGCAACAGUCGGAGGUGCCGGGGUCUCCAUGGAGCUGUGGGAGCAGUGCAGCCUUUGCCACCCUGCCGGCCGUCCCAGACGCUGCUCCAUCCCUCCGAGGGGAGGGGGUGGGAGAGAGGCGCCCCUUUCCCGGUUCUGUGCCCGCCCUGCCUUCUGUUUUGGGGUUCCCACGUGUGAUUUUUGACCUGCUCCCGCUGUCCCUGCAGAGCUCUCUCCCCUCCUGCUUCCUCACUGUGGUGGCUGGGCUGUUUCUCCCAUGACUCUCUGCGUCUAGAUCUGGCUGUCCCCGUGCCUUUGCCAAUCAAACCUGAACUUCCUCCUCUGACAGUGAAGAGAGGGGCUCCUGCCCCUUCUGGGUCACUUUUCCUCCCCUCACCUUGACUCCAAGUCGCCUCCGCCCGCGCGUCCCCGCGCCCCCCGCCCUGCCUGCCCCGGGCACCCGUCACCCAUGGACGACUCGGAAGUGGAGUCGACCGCCAGCAUCCUUGCCUCUGUCAAGGAGCAGGAGGCACAGUUCGAGAAGCUGACCCGGGCCCUGGAGGAGGAACGGCGCCAUGUCUCAGCCCAGCUGGAGCGAGUCCGGGUCUCCCCACAGGACGCCGGCCCGGGCUUGGCCAACGGCACGCUCACCCGGCGGCACCAGAACGGACGUUUCUUGGGCGAUGCUGACCUGGAAAGGCAGAAGUAUUCAGAUCUGAAGCUGAACGGGCCACAGGACCACAGCCACCUCUUGUACAGCACAAUCCCCAGGAUGCAGGACCCGGGGCAGAUCGUGGAGGAGACGUACACCAUGGAGGAAGACCCGGAAGGGGCCAUGUCAGUCGUGUCUGUGGAGACGUCAGAUGAUGGGACAACCCGGCGUACGGAGACCACGGUGAAGAAAGUGGUGAAGACCGUGACCACCCGGACAGUGCAGCAGGUGCCGGUGGGGCCCGACGGGCUGCCUUUGGAAACCUCCCCCGUCACCAGCAACUACGUCCAGACCAUGGACAGGAACUUCCGCAAGAACGGCAAUGGGGGCCCCGGCAGCUACCUGAGCCAGGCGGGCACGGCCACCCUCCCUCGCAACUACCACUACCCCGACGGCUACGGCCGCCCCUACGAGGACGGCUACCCGGGCAGCGACCACAGCUACGGCAGCCUGUCCCGCGUCACCCGCAUCGACGAGCGCUACCGUCCCUCCAUGGACACCUACCGCGCCCCCAGCCGCCAGGACAUCUACGGCCCCCAGCCCCAGGUGCGCGUCGGGGGCAGCAACAUGGACCUCAACCAUUUCCACCCCGAGCCGUACGGCCUGGAGGACGACCAGCGCAGCGUGGGCUUCGAGGAUGUGGACUACGGGCUCAUGUCCGACUACGGCACGGCCAGGAGGGCGGGCACCCCCUCGGAUGCCCGGCGGCGGCUCAGGAGCUACGAAGACAUGCUGGUGGACGACGUGGCCCCGGACCGGUACUACUGGGCCCCGCUGGCCCAGCACGAGCGGGGCAGCCUGGCCAGCCUGGACAGCCUGCGGAAGGGAGCUCCGGCCCCGGGGAACUGGCGCCAGCCGGAGCUGCCGGAGGUGAUCGCCAUGCUGAGCUUCCGGCUGGACGCCGUCAAGUCCAACGCGGCCGCCUACCUGCAGCACCUGUGCUACCGCAACGACAAGGUGAAGACGGAGGUGCGCCGGCUCAAGGGCAUCCCCGUGCUGGUGGGGCUGCUGGACCACCCCAAGAAGGAGGUGCACUACGGCGCCUGCGGGGCCCUCAAGAACAUCUCCUUCGGCAAGGACCAGGACAACAAGAUCGCCAUCAAGAACUGCGACGGCGUGCCCGCGCUGGUGCGCCUGCUGCGGAAGGCCCACGACAUGGACCUCACGGAGGUCAUCACAGGGACGCUGUGGAACCUGUCCUCGCACGACUCCAUCAAGAUGGCCAUCGUGGACCACGCGCUGCACGCUCUGACCGACGAGGUGGUCAUUCCCCGCUCCGGCUGGGAGCGGGAGCCCAACGAGGACUCCAAACCCCGCCACAUCGAGUGGGAGUCGGUGCUCACCAACACCGCUGGCUGCCUUAGGAAUGUGAGCUCGGAGCGGAGCGAGGCCCGUCGGAAGCUGCGGGAAUGUGACGGGCUGGUGGAUGCCCUGAUCUACAUCGUGCAGUCCGAGAUCGGCCAGAAGGACUCGGACAGCAAGCUGGUGGAGAACUGCGUGUGCCUGCUGAGAAACUUGUCCUACCAAGUGCACCGGGAGAUCCCCCACGCCGAGCGCUACCAGGAGACUCCCCUGGUCCCUGCCAACAACGCCGGGCCCCACGCCGCCAGCUGCUUCGGUGCCAAGAAGGGCAAAGACGAGUGGUUCUCCAGAGGUAAAAAGCUCCCAGAAGACCCUGGUGCCGACACAGUGGAUUUUCCCAAGAGAACAACUCCAGCCAAAGGCUACGAGCUCCUCUUCCAGCCAGAAGUGGUGCGGAUAUACAUCUCCCUCCUGAAGGAGAGCAAGACUCCGGCCAUCCUGGAGGCUUCGGCGGGAGCCAUCCAGAACCUGUGUGCUGGCAGCUGGACGUACGGCCGGUACAUCCGCUCGGCGCUGCGCCAGGAGAAGGGGCUCUCCGCCAUCGCCGACCUGCUGAGCCACGACAGCGAGCGCGUGGUGAAGGCGGCGUCCGGCGCCCUGCGCAACCUGGCCGUGGACCUGCGGAACAAGGAGCUGAUCGGCAAGCACGCCAUCCCCAACCUGGUGAAGAACCUGCCUGGAGGCCAGCAGACCCCUGCCAAAAACCUCUCUGAGGACACAGUGGUGUCCAUCCUCAACACCAUCAACGAAGUGAUCGUGGACAACCUCGAGGCCGCCAAGAAGCUGCGGGAAACGCAGGGGAUUGAGAAGCUGGUGCUGAUCAACAAAUCUGGGAACCGCUCAGAGAGAGAAGUCCGAGCAGCCGCCCUCGUCUUGCAGACAGUCUGGGGCUACAAGGAGCUGCGGAAGCCCCUGGAGAAGGAAGGCUGGAAGAAGUCAGAUUUCCAGGUGAACCUGAGCAAUGCCUCUCGGACCCAGGGAGGCAACUCAUUUGAUGACAGCACCUUGCCUCUCAUCGACAGGAACCAAAAAACAGAUAAGAAAUCCUCCCGGGAGGAGAUCCAGAUGAGCAACAUGGGACCAGACAACUAUUCCACACUCAACGAGAGGGACCACAGCAGGACGCUGGAGCGAUCCGGCGACCUGGGAGAGAUGGAGCCGGUGAAGGCAGCACCGCUGAUGCAGGAGGAGGAGGGGCAGGAGCCGCAGCCUGAGGUAGAGGAGGCGGAGGAAGAAGCUGCUGUGCUUUCCCCCGUGUCGCAGAAGAUCUAGCUGGCCUGCCCACCUCCGCUCCGUUUGGGUUGAUAAUAUAUUAUAUAUAUAAAUAUAUAACUCUUCAUGGUGGAAUGGACCGACUUUUACCUUGUCUUACUGUUGGAAUUUUUGCUGGACUCCUUGUGCCAACCAUCCAGCCAAACCAUCCCUGGGCCGGCUCCCCGGGGCAGCCUGGGGCCGCUCGGCCUCCUCUGGGCCUCUGCACCUCCCCGUCCCGGGACACCACGACUGAGAGCUCCUCUUCCCAUCCUCCUCCAACACCACCUCCUUCCUCCCGAGGGGUAGAACCUCUUCCUGCCUGACUCUGCCGGAUCAGCCGGCGUGGAUGCUGCACAAGGACUCGGAUCUCUGCCUUGACCAGGAGCUGCCUUCUCUCCCACGCCUUCCCCCUGCUGCGAGGCGUCCGCAGGGACAGGGACUGGGACCUCACUCGCCGCCGCCUUGUUUUUGGUUUGGUUUCGUUGCCUAUAGGAUGUAUUUUUUUUUUUUUUUUUUUUUUUUUGUGCGGGAUCACUCUUCAGCCAGGGACAGCACAGACAUCCCUCCUCCCUGGGGGCUGCAGCACCAGGGUCCGGGGGCUGGAGCCGUGGUGGGGAGGGCGAGAGGAAGGACGGCCAGCAGCCAGCAAUAACUUCUCUUGCUUUGCUCUAGACGAGGCUUCGGGGGGUGUGGGAAGGGGGAUGUGGCUCUGGAUCCUGCGGAGGGGUCUGGAUGGGGGAGCCCCGGGCUCCCACCCGGUGCCUGUGUGAGGAGGAUCCUUAUGUGGGGAAGAGGGGCAGUGCUGGGGCGAGGGGCAGGCCUCCCGGGGCGGGGGCGAGGGGUCCCUGCCCCUCGGAGGGAGGAGACGCGGUAGGAUUUUGGGGAGAGGGCUUGGGGUGCGCCGUGCCGGGCGGCUGGAGCCGGGACCCCCACGGCACUGCCCCCCCCCGACUUUCUCUUGACACGUGCCUUUCUUUUGCCACUGUGAAAUAGCUGUUUGAAUCGUACUGUCCGGCUGCUUCCCUGGGGGAAGGGGAGUUUCCUGGGCUUCCAGCAGGGCUGAACUCCUCCCUUCCCCACCGGGAGCCUUCCCUGUCUGCAGUGGGGCUGGGAGCCUGUUUCUGGGGGGAACCCACCCCCCCUGCCCUCGCUGAGAGGGUUCAGGGCAUUGCCAUCCAGGCCUGGGGAGCCUGGGCUGCCACGGGAGCUGGGAUGUGCUCCUCCUCCUCCUCUUGGCUGUGGUGCUGGGGCACAUUGACGUGCUGUGAUCUUCUGGGGGGCCCUGCUGCUCCCUGUGCAACUGGAAGUCUCUGUAGGAGGCUGCAAACUGGAGCAGGAGCCCUCCCAGCCCGGGGCUCCCCCUGAGAGGGGUGUGGGGAGGUGGCAGGGGCAGAGCUGGUGCCUUGUUCCUGCCCCAAAUCUCCCCCCCCCAGCACCAGCUGGGCCCUCCCUGCUUCCAGCCCCACCUCAGCUCGGUUGGGUUUUGUUCUGGGGUCUAACUCUUCUCUUUUCCUUUAAAUAUGUAAAACACUAAUUCCUUUUGUAAUUUUUAAUUCUAAAUGAACCAAAAAGACAGUGUCCCCCUCCUCUCCUCCUCGGCCCCGCUGGGGAGGGGGGCUAAAGGAGGGGAGGAGGGGGAAGCACCAAGCCGUUCCUUGUCUGAUUCCUGUGCACACUCUUGUAACGCUUUGAAAACAAAAUGAUUUUUUUAUAUAAAUAAAGUUUUUAAAGUGUG
Molecule: messenger RNA, 5051 nt
Organism: Corapipo altera (White-ruffed manakin)
Lineage: Eukaryota; Metazoa; Chordata; Aves; Passeriformes; Pipridae
Gene: CTNND1
Product: catenin delta 1
Exons: 20
Coding region: 458-3334 (958 amino acids)
Biological process (GO): cell-cell adhesion; cell-cell junction assembly
Cellular component (GO): nucleus; plasma membrane; adherens junction
Molecular function (GO): cadherin binding
Source: RefSeq, a predicted model, not a curated record